Molecule: messenger RNA, 1847 nt
Organism: Glycine soja
Lineage: Eukaryota; Viridiplantae; Streptophyta; Magnoliopsida; Fabales; Fabaceae
Product: protein LNK3-like
Exons: 7
Coding region: 28-1188 (386 amino acids)
Biological process (GO): regulation of DNA-templated transcription; circadian rhythm
Source: RefSeq, a predicted model, not a curated record
ACUACUAGUCCAAUAAAAUAUAAAUAUAUGCACUUGACCACACAACAACAUACAAUCGCCUCAGGUUUUCAGCUAACCUCUUAUCAAGUUUUGUUCAUUACUGACUACUGUGUUCUCCAAUUGGGUCUGUUUUGUUUUCAUCAAUCAAAAUUCAGAAGCUCGGUUCUCUCACUUUUCUGUACAAAAGCCAUAGAAAGACUAUUUGGGAUGGACUGGUACUAUGGAUGUGAAAGUAGUGAUCUUCUUGUAUCAAAAGAUCAAGAAAAUUUGUUGGAAAGGCAUCCUUCACCAGAAAAUUGGUCAGAAUGGGGAAUAAAUGCACCUGAAGGCUUUAAUUCACCCCAGGAGUAUUUGAUCAUGGACACAGACGAAACAGAAGUAGAAUUCAAUUUCAUUGAUGAAAGUUUCAAUAAUGAAAUUGAGUUUGACCCUUGUCAGUAUGAUAAAGAUCAGUCUAGCAGUUCAAGUGCAUGUGGAGGAUUUGCUGAGCAAUCGUUUCAACAAAUGGCACUUACGUGUGAUCACCAGCUUCAAGACCGAUCAACUUUCAAACACACGGAUGACAUUUUCUUGGAUUCUGUACUUGAAGAUUUUCCAUGUGUUGAAAACCUACACAAAUCAUUCUCUUACCUUGAAAACCAAUGCAGCAACACAACUGGUGGGGUUCAGAAAGAUAUUGCAGCUUCAGGGUUUGUUCCAUGCAACUCGGACUCCAAGGAUUGCCUGGAUAUAGAGGAUCAUGCAGUCAAAGUCUUGGACACUUUUGAGCAGUCCAAUGGAGAUGACACCAUGCUUGAGCAGUUAUCUCUUGAGGAAUAUACACUGCAGGCUUUUGAGAUGUUAAUUGCACAGUUCACUGAGAAGACUCGUAUUUCUUUCCGAGAUGCCCUGUACCGCCUUGCUAGAAAUACAAAACAACAUGUAAUAGAGGACCUUGAUGGAGGUCUUAACAUGCACCAGGAAAUGCCAGACUCAGUUUACCAUGAAACCAUGAGGUCUGAGGACAAUAAACCAAUGGAAUCAGAGAGCAACAGUGUUGACAGAGCAGUUGCAAAUCUCAUGUUCAACAAGAUGGAAAUUAACAUACUAGAUCUUCCCCUUACAACACUAGUAAACUUGAAGCAAGAAGUAAUUGGAAGUAAAUGUCUACUAGGAAAAAGCUCAAAAUCCUUGGAUGUGACCCAAUAAUCUCACUCUCCACACCCGGAAAAGUUACCCACCGAUGCUGAGGUUCCAAGGUUUGAACCAGAGGACCAACAAGAAGCCACGGAAUCAUAUAUUGCCUAUGGUUGAGUUUGGUUAAGUAAUGUUAUUGUGAGCUCCUUCCUGGUAGCUAAACCAAAAAUAAGAAAAAAUCAAUUUCCUGUAAUUGUGCAACCCUUUAAGAUAAAAGAGGUAAGGAUAUCUGACAAUUUUGGCUCCUGUGAUCUUACGUAUAUAUAUGCUUUUGUACUUGAAUUAUUUGUUCUGUAGCUUCUAUCCAAGGUCUAGCUGUAUCCAUCCAGCUACAUCUUGAUUUUGAUUGGAAUGUAAAUGAUUGAAUUGAUCAGCUAGAAGUUAGCAAAGAUAGGGUCAGUUCAGGAUUCUUAGGUUUUGUACACUUUGAUAUUUUUCUUGGAGUGCAAAUGAUGGAAUUGAUCAACUGUAGCAAGUAGCAAAACUGGGGUCACUUCAGGAUUCUUGUGUGUUGUACUUGUACCCUUGAUAUGUUCCUUGAAGUGCAAAUGAUUGAAUUGAUCAACCAGCAAUUUGCAGAGGUAGGGUCACUUCAGCAUUCUUAGGUGUUGUACCCCUUGAUAUUUUGCUUGGAAUUUAAGUGUGAAUUUAUCAACUAGCUACUAGAAAAA